Xenopus tropicalis (tropical clawed frog) is the source of this 1131-nucleotide messenger RNA. Its product is annotated as T-lymphocyte surface antigen Ly-9. Bases 109 to 906 code for a protein of 265 amino acids. Gene Ontology annotation, cellular component: membrane. Lineage: Eukaryota; Metazoa; Chordata; Amphibia; Anura; Pipidae. The record is from RefSeq and is a predicted model, not a curated record. The transcript is spliced from 4 exons.
ACAGAGAGACAGAGGAAGAUGUCGGUCAGUGUCACAUGACUGUACCCAGAGAGGCAGAGGAAGAUGUUGGUCAGUGUCACAUGACUGUACAUAGAGAGGCAGAGGAAGAUGUCGGUCAGUGUCAGUGAGAAGCUGCUGCUCUGCCUUCUCUCUCCUGCCCUCCUCACUGUUACAGCUCAAGUUGGCCCAAUCCGGGUGUAUGGGCUAAUAACCCAGUCUGUCAGUCUGGCACCCACCGAGCACUUGGCACAGCCUGUAGAAGAGGUAUUAUGGCAUUAUAUAAGCAAUGGAACAAGACACAGACUGGCAGAUUACAGGAACCAGCGGCUGAGUAUCCGGCACAGUCAGUUCUCCCAGCGACUGGAUGCUGAUAACAGCGGCACAAGGUUAUGGAUCAGGGAACUGAGGAGUGAGGAUACCGGGAGUUACACAGCAUUCAUUGCACUGCAAGGCACAGCACAUACAGUAGAAAUGUCAUUUACUCUCACUGUGUAUGAGCCAGUUCCCACCCCAGAUAUAAUGAUGGAGAAGGUACGGAUUAGCCCUGACUGGUGCAAUUUCACCCUUCAUUGUUCUGCCCCAACAAACCCAUCAGCGCUGUCCUACAGUUGGAUGUACAGACACAAAGGCCGGUACCAGCCCUAUCCCAAUGGUACUACAAUCCGUGUGUCACUGCAGCCUGAAUCCUGGGAUGGGGAGUAUCUGUGCUUGGUACAGAACCCGGCUGAUCAGAAAAAUGCCUCUAUUGCCCCUCGGGAAUUCUGCCCUGAUACCAGGCUUACAAAAGGCAUAUUGGGUAAAACCUGCUGGAUAAAAGUAUUCAUCACUUUGCCGAUUCUCACUGCUCUCUCCUUCUCAGUAGGAGUUACCAUCAUUGUCACAAGAAAUAAAAAUUUCCAAGAUUGAAGAGGUGUUUUUUUACUCCUGCUCAAGCUUAGGGAACAGCAAUGAAAACCUUCCUGAUUUCUUGGUUGUAAAGAUAAUGAUAAUAAAAGUUAUGGCACAGGACUUAGCACUGGUGCUGUAAAUUCCUUGCGGCCCUGGCAGAGUGCUAUACAAAUAAAGGGUCAUUAAAAAGACUGGUGUAUAGUGUCUCACAAAAGGAAUCUAAACAUGUACAGGAUCUAUAUA